Molecule: messenger RNA, 1422 nt
Organism: Fusarium mangiferae
Lineage: Eukaryota; Fungi; Ascomycota; Sordariomycetes; Hypocreales; Nectriaceae
Exons: 1
Coding region: 1-1422 (473 amino acids)
Molecular function (GO): protein binding
Source: RefSeq, a predicted model, not a curated record
AUGGCGCCCAUUUCGUUUCUCGACUGCCCCCAAGAAGUACAGCUCCACGUCGCCGAAUUUGUGUCCCAAGGCGACCUGGCUAGGCUCUCCAUGACCUGUCGCGCCCUGCACAGCCUCACCGAGCCUCUGAUCUAUUCCUCUGUCAAGUUUGAAUGGACGAGGGAGUUCCACCCGCCCGUCACUCAAUUACUCCAGUUACUCCGAACGCUGUUGGAAAGACCGGACUUGUGCCCUUUGAUACGCCAUGCCGACUUUGAAGGUAAUGGCUUCAUCAACGAGAUAGGCUCGUAUCGCUCAGAUUGGACAGAAGAGACUCCCGAUCCGCCACCUGCCAUCCCAGAGGUUCCCAAGAGCGAACUUUCCGUGGCCAUAAGGAGCACAGGUGUUUCCAAGUCGACUGCCGAACAAUGGCAUACAAAAGUCCAAUCGGGAUCUCCUGAAGCUUCGGUCGCGGUUCUUGUUUCUCUUCUACCAAAUCUAGAACGGCUUUGUCUGUCCUCCAAUUGGACAAACGACACGCAUUUCCUGGGGAGCAUGUUUCGGGCUGCUCUAUGUGAAAAGCUUCAGCAUGUGACAAAGGCAGGACUACCCUCUUUUUCUUCGUUGAAGCGCGUAUCAUUCGCACCAAUGUUUGACGAAGAACGCCAUCUCGAUCCAAGUAAUACAGCAGAUGCCCUGGCGUUGUUCUACCUGCCCAAUAUUGAGAAUCUCUCAGUAUCGAUUGACAAUCCCAUCAACUUCACUUGGCCCUCGUCACCACCAGAGCCAAGAUCGCUAGAGUCUCUCGAGAUCUUUCGGCUACGAGAAAGUCGCCUGGCACCAGUUUUAGCAGCAACGACGAACUUGAAGAAGCUUCGAUACAACUGGAUGUACCGUCCAGACCUCGACAAGGAGGUCAGUAAACAUGUUGUGAUGUUGGACGUGAUGUCAGAAGCCCUCCUUGAGACUAAAGACUCGCUUGAGGAGCUUGAAAUCACCGCAGAGACUUUUCCCGCACUAUCGCAUGGGGAGUACGAGCCGCCAGGCAUCGCCUUCCACGGAUCAAUCGCUCGACUUCGUGAGAUGCACAAGAUCGAGACUCUUCAUAUACCUUGGACAUUUCUCACUGGAAAUAAAGGAUUUUCUACUGGUCCUGGUCUUAUCGGGGCUGCAGUUCCGCCCAAUGUUGAAGAUUUGGCAUUGGAUGGUUUCUUUAUGUGGUCUGAGGAUGAUGACUAUGAAGAGGAUCCAGAUGAACUGAUGGUCGAAGGCUUUGCAGAAGAACUCGAGAGCGGCGCUUUGUUACAUGUAAAAUCACUGAAGAGCGUUUGCCUACCGGGAUCCUUGUAUAUCGGUGGGUUGUCAGACAUCUGCGAGAACAAGAUGAGAGCCCUUGGGGAUCGAUUUGGGUUGGCAUUGAGCUACGAUGAGAGAAAAGAGUGA